CCUUUUCCUUCGAGCCCAAAGCGGCCCUCGUGGCCUGCCCUCACCCAUCAUCUCCCACUCCUUGGACAGCCCACAGCCCCAGAAUGGGCACCAGGAAGGAGCUGUUUCCUAUAUUCAGCCAACUGUGCCAGUGUCCUGCUGGAGAGUUGGGCCAGCUUGUCCAAGGUGUGCCUGCUCUGGUCCGGGACGACAAGCUGGCGAGGCAGGAGGCUGACAGCAACAUCCUCACCCUCGUCCAAAUAAACGGGGACACCAUGAUACUGACCCACUGCAACAAUUUAGGGGGAAACUCUUUCUUUGGCCCUCAGGAUAAACUCCCUUCUGAAUCUGCCCACCUGGGUGGGGGAAGCAGCAGGUUCCGGCACAGUGUGAUGGCAGACACUGAGGAAUAUCCCAAGGGAUGGAAGCCCACAUGGGUUGCCACAUCCCUACCGUAUGCUCACAAACACCCUGGGCAAGAGGAGCUAUCUGUGCCCUGCUUUGAGACCCACCAGUAUCAGCCUUCAAACCACUGGAACAGCCUUUGGAAGUCAGGCUAUUUUGCCCUGGCUCCACGUACCACUGAUGUUACAGGGAUCCUUUUCCUCCAGGCACGCUGCUUCGAAGCUGCCAGCCUCCAUGUAAAUGCCAGCAAGCCUGAGAUUGAGACUCUAAAUGUGACAGACCAAAGGCAGUUUGCCACAGAUUUUGUGAAACUUGUGAAAGUUGAGGACACCAAGUUUCAUAUUGCCAUUCUGGAAAACAUUCAGGUUUUGUCAGAGGAUAUAUGAGGGGGAAAUCUGUCGAGGAAACUCCCUGUUAGUCACACUUUUAUGAACUGGAAUAAACUAUUGAAUGAUCAGCAUCUGAACACCAGUGUCUCCAAUGUCAAAGUGCUUCCAUGGUACUGA
Manacus vitellinus (golden-collared manakin) is the source of this 890-nucleotide messenger RNA. It is a transcript of the gene CAPZA3, whose product is annotated as capping actin protein of muscle Z-line subunit alpha 3. Lineage: Eukaryota; Metazoa; Chordata; Aves; Passeriformes; Pipridae. The record is from RefSeq and is a predicted model, not a curated record. Gene Ontology annotation, cellular component: F-actin capping protein complex; actin cortical patch. Gene Ontology annotation, molecular function: actin filament binding. Gene Ontology annotation, biological process: actin cytoskeleton organization; barbed-end actin filament capping.